This is a messenger RNA of Chrysoperla carnea, 886 nucleotides long. It is a transcript of the gene RpS3, whose product is annotated as 40S ribosomal protein S3-A. NCBI's taxonomy places the organism in Eukaryota, Metazoa, Arthropoda, Insecta, Neuroptera, Chrysopidae. The record is from RefSeq and is a predicted model, not a curated record. Gene Ontology annotation, molecular function: RNA binding; structural constituent of ribosome. The transcript is spliced from 3 exons. Gene Ontology annotation, cellular component: cytosolic small ribosomal subunit; nucleus. Gene Ontology annotation, biological process: translation; positive regulation of apoptotic signaling pathway. The coding region runs from base 124 to 849 and encodes 241 amino acids.
AAUAGUAAAAAUAGAGCAUGCGCAAUACUAUUGAUAUACUAGCUCACUCUAUUAGUAAUGUCUGAAAAAUCUUUCUAGUUUCUCUUUCCGAUCUGUAUGUAAAUCGUGUGCUUGUCUGUAAAAAUGGCAACCCCAAUUUCAAAAAAACGGAAGUUUGUAGGAGAUGGAGUAUUCAAAGCUGAAUUAAAUGAAUUUUUAACCAGAGAAUUAGCCGAAGAUGGAUAUUCUGGUGUUGAAGUACGUGUUACCCCAACACGUACUGAAAUUAUUAUUAUGGCCACAAGAACACAAAAUGUUUUAGGUGAAAAAGGCCGCAGAAUUCGUGAAUUAACAUCUGUUGUUCAAAAACGUUUCAACUUCCCAGAACAUUCAGUCGAAUUAUACGCCGAAAAGGUUGCCACUCGUGGUUUAUGUGCAAUCGCCCAAGCUGAAUCACUUCGUUACAAGUUAAUUGGAGGUUUAGCUGUCCGUCGUGCUUGCUAUGGUGUAUUAAGAUUCAUUAUGGAAUCCGGCGCAAAAGGAUGUGAAGUCGUCGUAUCUGGUAAAUUACGUGGUCAACGUGCUAAAUCAAUGAAAUUCGUUGAUGGUCUUAUGAUUCAUUCUGGUGAUCCAUGCAAUGAUUAUGUAGACACAGCCACACGACACGUAUUACUCAGACAGGGUGUAUUGGGUAUUAAGGUCAAAAUUAUGUUACCAUGGGAUCCACAUGGUAAGACUGGUCCAAAACGACCAUUACCUGAUAAUGUGUCUGUUGUUGAACCAAAAGAUGAAGUUUUACCAACAAAUCCAUCUAGUGAUAUCAAAGCGGUAAAACCUGAAUUUGCAACACCUAUUCCAGUUGUUGAUUAAUUUAGUAAUUUAAUAAACAAUUUAUUAUAAACUUUGA